AUGCAUCAAACUAUUGGCAACUCUCUUAGAGUAUUGGUUACACUGAACCACCCUUUCAACAUCAAUGCUGCCAAACAAUUAGUUGACACUGCCAUUGCAAAUGCAGUGUAUGCACACCACUGCUCUUAUCACGGAACUAUAACCGCUACGCUCGGAUCACUUGCCUUCCACCGUGACAUGGAUGGGUUUGGCUCUGAUCCUCUUGAUGUCGGUGAAGCAAAGUUGGAAUUUGAUAUGGAUAUGGCGGACGCUAAAGAUAUUGACGAUGGAGCUACGGUUGCUGGUGCCAUGGAUGAGUUGCUGGAAAAGGAUAGUCAACUGGAGGCUGCUAUCACGGAGAUUGAAUUUAAGGACAAUCUCUUGUCCGAACAGAAUUCUGCUUUGGAGGCUGAACGAUUACGAUCUGAACAGUUGGCGCGCGAACUUGCCGCAAUGCGCUUACUCCAACAGCCAUCAGCCAGCCGCACAGAUCAGCCGACUCAGCUUGACAACAAUGGGCCUUCCACCAAGUCACCUACGGAGGAGGAUAUUCCUCUCACAGAAAAGCCACACUCCCCGUCCACUCCGGCACGAUCCAACAAGCCAGGCCCCCUCACCUCCCCACUGCCGGGAUCUCCUUCUCCACCUGGGCCCAAGACAAUGUUACCACCUCAGAAUGCCGCCACUCGCCCCAAAUCCUUGGUCGAGUCGGUGACUCCG
This is a messenger RNA of Cylindrotheca closterium, 699 nucleotides long. Lineage: Eukaryota; Bacillariophyta; Bacillariophyceae; Bacillariales; Bacillariaceae. The record is from the annotation of a GenBank genome assembly.